Molecule: messenger RNA, 651 nt
Organism: Gigantopelta aegis
Lineage: Eukaryota; Metazoa; Mollusca; Gastropoda; Neomphalida; Peltospiridae
Product: acanthoscurrin-2-like
Exons: 1
Coding region: 1-651 (216 amino acids)
Source: RefSeq, a predicted model, not a curated record
AUGACCAUCUUACAAUUCCUUGCCAUCAUCGUUGGCUCAGUGUUGGUCGAGUGUCAAGUAGGAAAGGGCGUAUACGGCGCCGGUUAUGGGGGUAGAGUCGGGUAUGCUGGAGUAGUAGGAGUUGGACUCGUUGGUGUCGGCGGAUACAGGGGUGUUGGCGGGUAUGGCCCCAUUGCUAAGCCUGGAAUUGGUGGCUAUGGGGGUGGCGUCAUUGGAGGUGGCGGCAUCAAAGGAGGAUAUAAAGGCGGCGUCAUUGGAGGUGGCGGCAUCGUAGGAGGAUAUACAGGUGACGUCAUUAGAGGAGGAUAUAAAGGUGGCGUAAUUAGAGGAGGAUAUAAAGGUGGCAUCAUUAGAGGUGGCGGCAUCGUGGGAGGGUAUAAAGGUGGCGUCAUUGGCGGGGGCGUCAUCGGAGGAGGAGGCGUCAUAGGAGGAGGUGGUAUCAUAGAAGGAGGUGGCAUCAUAGGAGGAGGUGGUAUCGUAGGAGGAGGCGUUAUAGGAGGUGGCGCUAUAGGUGGAGUUGGUUUUCCUGGAGGAGCUGGUCUUAUUGGAGGUUAUGUACCCGUUCCAGAACCUCUCCCAAUGGUAGAACCUGUCCCCUUUAAGAGAAUCCUGCCCAGUAAGCCACUGAUUCCAGCGAGGGGUAAGCCAUAA